Sipha flava (yellow sugarcane aphid) is the source of this 3655-nucleotide messenger RNA. RefSeq names its product DNA mismatch repair protein Msh6 (gene Msh6). Bases 1 to 3558 code for a protein of 1185 amino acids. Gene Ontology annotation, cellular component: MutSalpha complex; nucleus. The record is from RefSeq and is a predicted model, not a curated record. Gene Ontology annotation, biological process: mismatch repair. Gene Ontology annotation, molecular function: mismatched DNA binding; ATP binding; ATP-dependent DNA damage sensor activity. The transcript has 22 exons. Lineage: Eukaryota; Metazoa; Arthropoda; Insecta; Hemiptera; Aphididae.
AUGUCGAAAAAUACGCUUUUUAAUUACUUCUCUCGGUCGCCUGCGGCUGCUUCCAACGGGGCGUCCAAUACGAGCGGGUCGUCCAGCAGCGCGACACCGUCAAAACGCCAGUCGUCCAAGCAGAAUUCAGCGACUCCCAAGAGAACACCCAAGUCGGUCAACAAAAGCGCCAAAAAGGAUACGGUCAGCAAUAGUUCAAAAAAAACCACAGAAAAAAGAAAACCAAAAAAACUUGAAGAAUCCUUUGAAGACGAUCAAAAUGAUGAAGUGAUGCCUGUAAAAAAACGUCCCAGGCUUGCAUUAGAAGAAUUGAGUGAUAUUGAAGACGAUUCUGGUGAUGAAUAUGUGCCAGAUAAAAAACUUUUGAAUAAAUCUGAUAUUGAAUCUGAAUCUGAAGAAAGCCCUGCAUCAUCAUCUGAAUCAGAAGACAGUCCUGAACCAUCUGAUGAUUCAUUUAUUGAUGAUGGAUCUGAUGAAGAUGUGUCCCCAGUAAAAAAAAAAAGAGGUAAAAGUUCCAAAUCUGUUGAAACUAAUGGAAAAGCUAACUCUUCUAUUUUAAAUAAAUCUGCUGCAGACAAACCUACAAAAGAAGCAACCAAAUGUAUUAUUGAUCAUGAUAAUUGGCCCCAUUUAAAAUACGAGUUUUUGAAACCUGAUAAAAUUAAGGAUGCCAAUAAGAAAUCACCAUCUGAUCCUAAUUAUAAUCCUCGAACAUUAUAUGUACCAGAAGAUUUUAAGCAAAAAUUAACUCCAGGUGUUCGACAAUGGUGGGAAUUAAAAUCACAAUAUUUUGACUGUAUAUUAUUUUUCAAAGUUGGGAAGUUUUAUGAAAUGUAUCAUAUGGAUGCUGUUACCACUGCUAAAGAAUUAAAUCUUUUAUAUAUGAGGGGAGAAUUUGCUCAUGUAGGAUUCCCAGAAACUGCUUAUGGUCGAUUUUCAGCAAUUUUAGUUGAAAAAGGAUAUAAAGUUGCACGUAUUGAACAGACUGAAACACCAGAUAUGAUGGCCGAAAGAUGUAAAACUUUAAAAAAAACAACAAAAUUUGAUAAGGUUGUUCGGCGUGAAAUUUGUCGUAUCACUUCCAAAGGUACUAGAACUUUUGGUAUAAUUGAUGGUGAAACUAAGGAUGCUGAACAUUUCUUUUUAAUAGCAAUAUCUGAAAAAGAAAUUACCAAUUCAACUUCAUUAUAUGGUGUAUGCUUCAUUGACACAUCUAUUGGUCUUUUUCAUCUUGGACAGUUUGAAGAUGACUGUCACUGCUCACGUUUAAGAACUUUAUGUGCUCAUUUUCCUCCAGUACAAGUAUUGACUGAACGUAACAAACUUACAAUGCGUACUAAAAAAGUCAUCGAUACUAUGCUCUCUAACGCUGUUAAAGAAACACUUAUGCCCGAUACAGAAUUUUGGACAUCAUCAAAAACUUUACUUACUUUAGCGGAAGGAGAUUAUUUUAAAAAUAAUGAUGUUGUGACUUAUCCAGAGAAGUUGAAAAUAUUUUUAGGCAGUGAUUCUGAUCUACAGCUUAGUGCUAAUGAUAAAUGUGAACUUGGUAUUCGUAGUCUGGGUGCUGUUAUAUGGUACUUAAAGCGAUGUAAGAUGGAUUUUCACUUAUUAUCUAGAGGACGAUUUGAUAUUUUUAAACCAGUUGAUGUUGAAUGUACUGAUAUAUCUAAUCAAGAUAAUUUAAAUACUAAACAUAUGAUACUUGAUGCUAUUACAUUGAAGAACUUGCACAUUUUAGAAAACUCUACUGGUUCAAAUGUAGGAACUUUACUUAACAAAUUAAAUCAUUGCUCUACACCAUUUGGAAAACGAUUACUGCAUCAAUGGCUAUGUAAUCCAUUAACAACAAUAUCUAGUAUUGUUGCUAGACAAAAUGCUAUUUCUUCUUUAAUAGUUGUUCCUGAUUUAAUGCAAGAAAUACGAUCAGAACUAGCCAAUUUACCUGAUUUGGAACGUUUAUUUUCAAGAAUUUAUUCUCAAAGUACUAAUGGAGUUGAAGCAGAUCAUGCAGAAACUAGAGCUAUAUAUUUUGAAGAAAAGGUAUAUUCGAAAAGAAAAAUAGUUGAUUUUAUUACAAUAUUAAAAGGUUUCAGAACAAGUGUUAAAGUUAUGGAAAUACUACAAAAAGCUAACCUUGCUGAAGGUACAGAAUCAAAUCUAUUAACUACUAUUUGCAACUAUUCAAAUAGUUCUACACCUGGAGAAUUUCCAUAUUUGACAGAACUUUUGGAUAAUUUUGAGAAUUCUUUUGAUCACAAUGAAGCUAUGAAAAAUGGUCGAAUUUUGCCUGGACCCGGAAUGGAUGAUGAGUAUGACAAAGUUAUAGAAAAUAUUAAAGAAGUUGAGAUUGAAUUAAAAUCUUAUUUAAAAGAACAAUGCAAAUAUUUUGGAUGUAAUGUUCAAUAUUUUGGAACUGAUAAAAAACGAUAUCAGUUAGAAGUACCUGAAAGUGCGGCAAAAAAAGCUGGAGAUGGAUAUGCAGUUCAGAACCAAAAAAAAGGAUUUAAAAGAUUCACUACUGAUCGUACAAAAGAACUUUUAAAUAAAAUGCUCAGUCAUGAAAAUGAAAAAACAGAAGUGUUAAAGAAUAUUCGAGAAAGAGUGUUCUCACGAUUUUGUGAUAAGUUUGAUGAUUGGAACAGUGCCAUUCAGUGUUUAGCUACAUUAGAUGUAUUCAUGUCAUUAGCAGAAUACUGCCGUUGUGAAGAAGAAGUUAUGUGUAUUCCUAAAUUUGUUCCAGCUAUUAAAGGCAAAAAGCCAUUUGUUGACCUUGUUGAUGGACGGUAUCCAUGUGGUUCUGGUGGUGAGAGUUUUAUUUCAAAUGAUACAGUUAUCGGAAAAGAAGAAGAUAAAACAUGGAAUGCAAGUUUGAUAUUAGUUACUGGUCCUAACAUGGGUGGCAAGUCUACAUUGAUGAGACAACUUGGCAUUAUUUCUGUUAUGGCUCAUAUGGGUUGCCAUGUACCUGCCAAAAGUUUUGUUCUUAAUCCAAUAGACAGGAUAUUCACAAGAAUUGGUGCCAAUGAUAAUAUUAUUGCAGGAGAAUCCACAUUUUUUGUUGAAUUGUGUGAAACUGCAGCAAUUUUGCAUCAUGCUAGUCGGUUUUCUCUAGUAUUAAUUGAUGAAUUGGGAAGGGGAACUUCUACUUAUGAUGGGACUGCAAUUGCUUCUGCUGUUGUUAGUGAACUGAUACUCAAGCAAAGUCGUACAUUAUUUUCUACUCACUAUCACUCGCUAGUUGAAGAUUUUAAAACUAAUUCAAUGGUUGCUCUUGGACACAUGGCAUGUAUGGUUGAAAAUGACGAAACUAAUGAAUUGGAUACUGAGCAAACACAAGAAACUAUUACAUUCUUGUAUAAGUUUGUAAAUGGAGCUUGCCCUAAAUCUUAUGGAUUUAAUGCUGCUCGUUUAGCUGGAAUGCCUGCUAACAUUAUCAAAAUUGGUUUACAGAGAGCCAAAGAAUUUGAAAUUGCUGCCAAGCGUAGGAUCCUAUUUAAAACACUGUUUACGUCUAAUGAUCAAUCAGCUGUGAAAACUGCUAUUUUAGCUUUAUAAGACAGACUCUUGCACAAGUUCCUAGAAUAUAAAUAUUUUCAGAAAGUACCUUUAUACAGAUAAUUUCAUUAAUUGAGUUCAUGUUAAUUUUUUUUGU